Prorocentrum cordatum is the source of this 2088-nucleotide messenger RNA. The record is from the annotation of a GenBank genome assembly. Lineage: Eukaryota; Dinophyceae; Prorocentrales; Prorocentraceae.
AUGCACGGCCGCACGGGCGCGCCCGCUCGGGUGCCGCCGCCUCGGAUGCCGCCGCCCGCGCCGCUGCCCGAGGCGCCCGACUCGCCGAGGGAAGACGCCGAGGACUCCGACCCGCCGGACGAGCCCGAGCUGGACCCCGCCGGGCCGGUCCGGCGCUUCCGGCUGCGCUGCGAGGGCCGCUGGCGCGUCCGCGACGCCCCGACGCUCGGCUCUAGGGUGCUGGGCACGAUGGCCGACGGCACCGUCGUGGUCGGCAGUGCCGUGGCGGGCCCGGGCGAGGGCCCGGCGCCGCCCGAGGCCGGGGACGCGGCCGCCUUCGACGCGCUGUGGGUGCGGGCCCUGCGCUUCGAGACGCGGGAGCCCGCGGGCGUGUGCGGGCUCGGGCGGGACGCCGCCUGCGGGAGGGAGAUGUACUGCCUGCGGCGGAACGCGCUGGGCAUGGGGCUCUACGAGGUGGGCGCCGAGCCCCUGGACGGGCCGCUGGUGAUGCUGCCGGAGCGCCUGUCGGUGCUGCUGCACGCGGACGCGCGAGAGGCGCGCGAGGGCAGGGCGGGGGACGUCUCGCUCACCUGGAGGCUGCUGGAGGCGGCCGAGCACGUGGGGCGGCUCUUCGACUGGACCUCGGGGGGCCCCGGCGGCAGCGCCGAGCAGGGCGGCGGCGGUUCGGGCGGCCGCGGGCCCGAGGAGGCCUUCGAGGCGCGGCAGCGGGAGCUCCUGCGCCGGGCCGCGGAGGCCCUGCGGCGCUGCACGGACCGAGUCCUCGCCGCCGCCGGGAGCGGCGCCCGCCCGGGCGCCGACCUCACGGCCGGGCUCCCGGCGGAGGUCCGGGGCCGCUUCGCGCGGCUGCGCGCGUCGCUCCUCGCCGCGGAGAGGGCAGCGCCCGUGGUGACGAGCCACCCGGCCCGGCGCAGGGACCGCGCGCGGCCGCCCUCCGAGGAGCCGCGCCCCGAGGAGGGCGCCCCGGGCGAGGCCGAGGCCGCCAGCGGCUGCGCCGCGGAGCUGCGGGGCUUCUGCCGGCGGUGCGCGCGCAUCGAGCGCUCGGGGGGCUGGCCGGAGCUGCUCGCCGAGGUGCGGCUGGAGGCCAUCGCCUUCAGCCAGAGGAGUCAGGGCAGGGGCGUUGCGAUCCAGAGCCGUGCUCGAGAUCGCGCUGGUGCGUUCGGCAAGUACGGUUCUGCAGGUAUAGUGAUCGAGCUGUCUGAUGGUGGUGACCUGGAUUUGAUGGAACUGGAAGGAAUGGGUCGGCCGUGGCGCGGGCCGGCGGAGCCGGCCGCGGCGCACUCUCUGAAGCACCUCGGCAGGGCCAGGGCGGCCACAGACCGCGGCGGAGACUUGACUACGACGACGCCUGGCCUACACGCCACCGGCACGCCACCGGCAGACCCGCCGGCAGGGCCCGAGGCUGGACUGAGGCCGCGGCUGGCGCUUGUGGGCAGGCGCCAGGCGCGGCUGCAGUCCUGCGGCGUCCUCCUCGCGUCCACGGCGCCGUCGGCGUUGUAUCUGCAAUUCCUGAUGUGGGCCUGGGUCCUUGCGCCCAGCGAGCCCCAGCGGCCGCUGAGGCAGAACAAGCUCUUCGAGGACUUCGCCAAGGAGGCCGAGGCCAUGGACGAGGCCACCGUUCGGAACGAGGCGAACGCUGCGGUGGACUUUAUCGGAGCGAAGCUGGAGGCCAAGAGGCCGAAGGCGCCGGAGGCCUCUGCGCCGGAGAGGGAGCAGCAGGAGUUCACCAAGCUGAGCCAGGAGUUCGACCUCAAGCUGGGACAGCACGCAGAGCUGCAGAAGAAGGUGGCGGCGGCCGCCUCCAAGGCUGCGCUGCUGGAGGCGGCCCGGGAGCCGCUCAUGGCCAAGCUGGACAAGGCCAAGGGCUCCACGGUCACCGACCACUCCAUCUUCUACAACCACGCCCGCAAGUUCGAGGACUCCUACUUCGAGGACAUGGAUGCCCUCGGGGUGCUGCGGCCAGACGUCACGACCAGGGGCAACGUCUCUGCAUGCCCAGUGCUGCGCGACUGCGUGCCCCGGCAGCUCCAGAAGGGCGCCGCGAUCGCCAAGGAGGAGCGCAAGCAUCUCCGACUCGAGCUGCUUGGGUAA